CGGCCUGUCAGGUGACACACCCGGCCCUCGGUCAGCGGGUCGGUCGUCUCGGGCAGGCGGCGGUUCGUCGGGGCGGGCUGCGCGGUUGCUGCUGCUGCGGGGGGGCGCGAUGGUGUCGCUUCUGUGCUGCGGGCCGAAGAUGGCCGCCUGCGGGAUCGUGCUCAGCGCCUGGGGGGUCAUCAUGCUGGUCCUGCUGGGCAUUUUCUUCAACGUCCACUCGGCUGUGCUCAUCGAGGACGUCCCGGCCACAGAGAAGGACUUCCAGGGCGAAGGGCCGGAGAAGAUCUACCAGCUCUACAACCAAGUCAGCUACAACUGCUUCAUCGCCGCCGGCCUCUACGUCCUCCUGGGGGGCUUCUCCUUCUGCCAAGUGCGACUCAACAAGCGGAAGGAGUACAUGGUCCGCUAAGGCCCCUCCCGCCCACCGCCCCCAGUUCCCCGCUGGAGGGGUCAUGGCUGUUGUCGCCUCUCCUUCCAGUCCACAUCUUGUGUUUGUUCGAUCUGUGGGACCCUGUUUGACUCCCUUCCUCUACAGCCUCCCAAACUGUAUUUUUGUCUGAUGCACCCGUGAGCGUGGGUGGGGGGCUCUGCCCCUCUUCUUGGAAUGCACUGGGCACUGGGUCUCUCAAUGUGACCUACGCUUGAAUUACUCCAUCCCCCCCCCCCAUGACUUGGAUCCCCUUUCUGGGGUGCCCCUCUCCAGUGUUAGGAAGGGGGAGUGAAGCUACUUGUUGGUGGUGAGUGGGGAAGGCUCCCUUUCAGUCACCUCCCCCACCCCUUCAAAGCAAGUACUGUGUGGCAGCUACCGCCUGCACCAGCAUUUGCCAACCCACCCCCGCCUGCCCAAGGUCACUCCUUUGUCCCUCCAGAGAUGCCCAGGCGAGGCAGCCCAGCUUUCAACUGGUCCUGGUCGGCAGAGCCCGGCUUCAGUGUUGUAUCAACAGAGAAGACUCCACCUCUGCCUUCCCCGUCUCUGAGAACCAGGAAGGGGGGUUAUGCUGGGUGGUGGAGCACACUCAUUGGCUCCCACAGAAACCCAGUGGCUGGCGCACUCUGGUUCCAGUCUGUGUGGUGUGUGUUGUGUGUCUGGCUUAGUUUGAUGUCCCUCCGCAUUUCUUGUUCAAGCUGUACUCCUGGGGGUGAAGUGAUCACGUGAGCCUGCUGGUUUGUAGGGCUGGGCUCCUCCUAAGCACGCUGGCGUCUUCUCUGGUUCCUGCUAUCCCCCCUCCCCCAUGCUGGCAACUCAUGGAGCGUUUGGGAGCAGCACAUGAGCCCCUUCAGGUGUGUGUGUGUGUGGGGGGGUCUCUUGGAGGUUUUUGGCUUGGGAAAGGCACCCCUGCCCCUUGUCCAUUAUGAAGCCUGUCUGCCACUGCUCUCGGCAGGGUCACCCUCUUUCCUCAGACUGCCCCAUUGUGCCCCUCUGAGAGGCCCUGGCUGCUUUGGGCUGGGGUGAUGCCUGGGAUUUGGGGGAUGUGGGGGCACACUGGAGUUGUCUCCAUCUUUUUAGUCACUUCUGCAAUAAAUGGUGUUGGACCCCA
Sphaerodactylus townsendi is the source of this 1538-nucleotide messenger RNA. RefSeq names its product ribonuclease K (gene RNASEK). Gene Ontology annotation, molecular function: RNA endonuclease activity. NCBI's taxonomy places the organism in Eukaryota, Metazoa, Chordata, Lepidosauria, Squamata, Sphaerodactylidae. The record is from RefSeq and is a predicted model, not a curated record. The transcript is spliced from 3 exons. The coding region runs from base 110 to 409 and encodes 99 amino acids.